GAUAGAUUAUGUCGAAUUUGAUUUUUCUUUGAAGGACCCACGUGAGUGAUAUUUCUUUUGAUCAGAACAAUCAAGUUUGUCCGUGAAUAUUGUAAAAAAUUAUCCUAUCGAUUCGAAAAUAUUUUUUAAUUGCUCGAACAUUUUAAAUCAUUUCUUUACUUUGAAUUGUUUAUUCUGUAGUUAAAACUAUGAUAGGUUCUGGAGCUACUCCCAUUGUCGUCCUAAGUCAAAAUACUAGACGUGAUUAUGGCAGGAAAGUUCAAAAAGAAAAUAUUCAAGCAGGCAAGACCAUUGCUGAUAUUAUAAGAACCUGCCUAGGACCUCAAGCAAUGUUGAAAAUGCUAAUGGACCCCAUGGGUGGAAUAGUAAUGACCAAUGAUGGUAACGCUAUAUUACGAGAAAUAACUGUUCAGCAUCCUGCUGGAAAAUCCAUCAUAGAAAUAGCAAGAACUCAAGAUGAAGAAGUUGGUGAUGGCACGACAUCUGUCAUUGUCUUAGCAGGCGAAUUGCUUGCUAACGCUGAGCCGUAUUUAGAACAAGGACUUCAUCCCACAGUUAUAAUCAAAGCUUAUAAACGAGCGCUUGAUGAUAUUAUUAAUGUGUUGAAUGAUGAUGAUAAAUAUCACUUAAGUAUACCAUUAGACUGUACGAAUAAAGUAAAAUUAGCUGAAGUUCUUAAGUCUUGUGUGGGUACAAAAUUUAUCGGACGUUGGUCUGAAUUGACUUGCAAAAUAGCUCUAGAAGCAGUAACAACUAUCUCAUCCAAGCCUAAUGGCUUCCACGAAAUUGAUAUCAAACGCUACAUCAAGGUAGAAAAAAUACCAGGAGGUUCCAUUGAAGAUAGCUGUGUUUUAAAAGGUAUUAUGUUAAAUAAAGAUGUAACACACCCAAAAAUGAAACGUUUCAUCGAAAAUCCACGAAUCGUUUUAUUGGACUGUCCAUUAGAGUAUAAAAAAGGUGAAUCUCAAACAAAUGUAGAAAUAUUUAAAGAUACUGACUUCACAAGAAUGUUAGAACUUGAAGAAGAGCAUGUAAAAAAAAUUUGUGAUGAUAUUAUUUCUGUAAAACCUGACGUUGUUUUCACUGAAAAAGGAAUAUCAGAUUUAGCACAACAUUACUUAUUGAAAGCUGGUAUCUCAGCGGUCAGACGAGUAAGGAAAAGCGACAAUAAUAGAAUUGCACGAGCUUGUGGUGCAACUAUUGUAAAUAGAACUGAGGAAUUACGGGAAUGCCACGUUGGAUCUGGAGCUAAAAUUUUCGAAAUAAAGAAAGUUAAUGAUGAAUUUUUUUGUUACAUUAGAGAAUGUAUUAACCCAAAGGCUUGCACCAUUAUACUGCGAGGUGCAAGUAAGGAUAUUCUGAAUGAAACUGAAAGAAACUUACAAGAUGCUCUUCAUGUGGCAAAAAAUUUGAUGAUCAAACCUAAGCUUGUUCCAGGAGGUGGAGCAAUUGAAUUGGCCUUGUCUCGGAUAUUGAUUGAAAAAUCAGCUAAUCUUGCUGGCAUAGAACAAUGGCCGUAUAAAGCCGUCGCUCAAGCUCUUGAAAUUAUUCCUCGAACAUUAGCUCAAAAUUGUGGUGCUAACACUAUACGGACACUAACGGCUUUACGUGCUAAACAUGCAGCUGAAGGUACAUCAACAUGGGGAAUAAAUGGAGAGUCCGGAAAAUUAAUUGACAUGAAUCACCUUGGUAUUUGGGAACCAGUUACUGUGAAGCUUCAAAUAUACAAGACCUCUAUCGAAACAGCGAUUCUUCUUUUGAGGAUAGAUGACAUUGUUUCUGGAAAUAAGAAAAAAAAUUCCGAAAAUAGUAAUGCACAAUCUUCGUUAGUAUCGGAAGAGUCAGUGAAAGAAUAAACUGAAUAAAAUUUUUAAUUUUUUAACAUGUGGUUGUUGUCCAAUUAACAAUAAACUUCUUUUUAU
Molecule: messenger RNA, 1922 nt
Organism: Copidosoma floridanum
Lineage: Eukaryota; Metazoa; Arthropoda; Insecta; Hymenoptera; Encyrtidae
Gene: CCT3
Product: chaperonin containing TCP1 subunit 3
Biological process (GO): protein folding
Molecular function (GO): ATP binding; ATP hydrolysis activity; ATP-dependent protein folding chaperone
Source: RefSeq, a predicted model, not a curated record